This is a messenger RNA of Python bivittatus (Burmese python), 6984 nucleotides long. RefSeq names its product IgGFc-binding protein-like. Gene Ontology annotation, molecular function: protein binding. Lineage: Eukaryota; Metazoa; Chordata; Lepidosauria; Squamata; Pythonidae. The record is from RefSeq and is a predicted model, not a curated record. Gene Ontology annotation, cellular component: extracellular matrix.
AUGCCUCUGAUGAGUUCUCCUCCUGAUCCAUGCAGUGAAGCAAAUUGUGGGAAAGGAUAUGUUUGCAGAGCUACUCACAAUCAGGCACAGUGUUUUCCAGAACCUCAGUCCUGCAAUACCAUCCAGUGCCAAGGAGGGACACUCUGUGCAAUAGUUGACGGUUUGCCCAGAUGUGUUCCUUACCCAUCAUCUUGUCAUAAUGUCCAAUGCCAAGAAGGGACAAUUUGUAAUCUGGCAGAUGGCUUCCCUAAAUGUGUUCCAGUGCCACGAUCGUGUGCAGCUAUUCAGUGCAAAGAAGGAACCAUCUGUGCAGUUGUUAACAGUUGGCCUCAGUGUAUUCCAGUGCCUGUGUCCUGCCAAAGCAUUCGAUGCAACCCAGGAAUGGGGUGUGAACUCAUUAAUGGCUGGCCCCAGUGUGUGCCCAACCAACCUUCCUGCCAGGGCAUCCAUUGCAAAGGUGGAACGAGAUGUCAGAUUGUUCACGGCCAGGCUCAGUGUAUCCCAGCGUCUGCAUCGUGCAGUGACAUCAUCUGUGAAAAAGGAGCCAUGUGUGAAAUGGUCAAUGGCCGAGCAAAGUGUGUCCCGUUGCCACCAUCCUGCCUCCAUAUUGAAUGCAAGCAAGGAACUAUGUGCGAUAUGGUUGAUGGUUGGCCAAAAUGCAUUCCAAGGCCAACUUGCAAAGAUUUAAAUUGUGAAGCUGGUACUGAAUGCAAAAUUGUGAAUCACCUGCCCAGAUGCUUUCCUGUCCCACAGUCCUGUGCCCAAAUCCACUGCAGGCCUGGGUCUGUAUGUGAGCUAGCAGAUGGUAAGCCCUUAUGUGUGCCUAUCCCACCCUCUUGCAACAAGAUCCACUGUAAAGAAGGAACAAUCUGUGAGAUCCUUGAUGGGGUACCAAAAUGCGUGCCUGCCAUCAUCUCCUGCAACAAUGUACAGUGCCCAGUGGGAACCAUCUGUGAAAUUGUCAACAAUUGGCCCACAUGCAGAGCUCUCCCACGCUCCUGUGAGAGCAUUGAGUGCAAGACAGGAACAGUCUGUGACAUCGUCAAUGGUUGGCCAACAUGUAUUCCCACUGCACCAACAACGUGUGCAUCCGUCGUUUGCAAAGAGGAAGCUGUGUGUGAAAUGGUGAAUGGCGUACCAACCUGUAUACCCAUCCCGCUGUCUUGUGACAGAUAUAAGUGCAGAGAGGGAACUAUUUGUGAAGUUGUCCGUGGAUGGCCCACGUGCAUACCUUUGCCGUCUACGUGUCAGAAAAUACAGUGCCCUCAGCACACUGUCUGUAACAUAAUUGAUGGCUGGCCUAAAUGUGUCCCAACCCCGCCCACAUGUGACAAGCUUCAGUGCAAAGUGGGAACCACCUGUGAAAAAGUCAAUGGCCAGCCUGUGUGCGUUCCACUCCCUCCCUCUUGUGAGCGCAUCUAUUGCAAACAAGGGACGGUUUGUGAAAUUGUGGAAGGAUGGCCAAAAUGUGUGCCAAUCCCCGCAUCCUGUGAUAAAAUCCACUGCAGACAAGGGACCACCUGUAAAAUAAUUGAUCACUGGCCUCGGUGUGUCCCCAUCCCACCAACCUGUGACAAACUACGCUGCAAAGACGGCAGCACUUGUGAAAUUAUUGAUGACUGGCCUAUGUGUGUGCCUAUUCCAGCUUCCUGUGAUAAAAUCCAGUGCAAAGAGGGAACUAUUUGUGAAAUGGUUGAUGAUUGGCCCAAAUGUAGUCGACUCUUGAACUCCUGUGAAAAAGUCCAAUGCCGUGCAGGGACCAAAUGUGAAAUAUAUGAUGGACUUCCAAAAUGUAUUCCCAUAUCCCCUUCCUGUUACAAUUUCCGUUGUAAAGAAGGGUUUAUUUGUCAGAUCGAUAAUGGUUGGCCAACGUGUGUUCCUGGUCUCUCUGCUUGUGAAAACCUCAACUGUGGUGCAGGAACAGUAUGUGAGACAUUUCAUGGGCAGCCCAAAUGUGUCCCCCUCUCACUCUCUUGUGGGAACUUCAAAUGCAAUGAAGGGACUGUGUGUGAGAUAUAUGAAGGGCAUCCAAAAUGUCUCCCCAUCUCACUUUCUUGUAAUAAUUUUCAAUGCAACCAUGGAACAGUUUGUGAAAUCAGCCAUGGUUGGCCCAGAUGUGUUCCUAUCUCACCCUCUUGUGAAAACAUCAGGUGCAAUGAAGGAACCGUGUGUGAGAUAUAUGAAGGGCAGCCAAAAUGCCUUCCUAGCUCCCCCUCUUGCAACAAAUUCCAUUGUCAGGGUGGGACAGUGUGUCAAAUAAUUAAUGGUUGGCCACAGUGUGUUCCGAUGCCCCCUUCUUGUGGAAAUGCCAGUUGCAAUGUUGGAACUGUAUGCCAAAUGGUUUCUGGCUUGCCUCAAUGUGUUCCCAUGUCACUGUCAUGUGAUCAGUUCACCUGCCAAGAGGGAAGUAUUUGUAAAAUGGUUGAUAACUGGCCAAGAUGCCUUCCUAUCCCGUCUUCAUGUGAUAGGUCAAACUGCCAGGAAGGUACCAUUUGUGAGAUUGUUAAUGGACUGCCAACUUGUGUACCAAUCCCAUCUUCCUGUGACAAAACCAUCUGUACACAAGGGAUGGUAUGCCAAAUCAUGAACGGCUGGCCAACAUGUGUUCCAGCAUCGUCAGUGCUCCUAUGUGCUUCUAUGCAUUGUCAAGUGGGAACUGUGUGUCAACUCAUUGAUGGAAGCCCACAGUGUAUGCCCAUCACACCUUCCUGUAGCCAAAUUCACUGUCCUGCUGGAACUGUCUGUGACAUGGCACAUGGAUGGCCCCGAUGCACUCCCAUGCCAACCUCAUGUGGAAACACCCAUUGUCAUAGUGGGACUAUUUGUCAAAUUAUAAAUGGUUGGCCCAAAUGUGUGCUCCCUACGCAUUCAUGCCAGACAAUUCAAUGCUGGGAGGGGAUGAUUUGUAACAUUGUGGAUGGUUCACCUACAUGUGUUCCUGCUAUAUCUCCCCAAGCAAUGUGUUGGGCCUCUGGUCAGCCCCAUUAUCACACUUUUGAUGGACGCAGCUUUGAUUUCCAAGGUACUUGCUCUUAUACAGUGGUUAAGACCUGCAGCACCAGCACCAACCUGCCAUUCUUUCACAUCUUCACCAAGAGUCAGAAGAAUUCCCCAUUCUCUUUCAUCAGUCACGUCACCAUCACCAUCUACAACUCCAGCAUCACCAUGAUCAAGCAUGAAUAUGGCCUUGUCAGAGUUAACCAGCUACGCUCUCGUCUGCCUAUACGUUUACAUGAUGGGACAGUCUCCUUAUACCAUCGGGGGAACCAACUGGUUAUCGAAACACAGUUUGGUCUGAAGGUUUACUAUGAUUGGAACUAUUAUCUAGUGGUGAAGGUCACGCCAGCUUUUCAGAGUCAAAUCUGUGGCCUUUGUGGCAACUACAAUGGAGAUCCCAAUGAUGACUUUGUUACCCCGUCAGGAAACUUGGCCACCAAUGUUGUGGAAUUGGGCAAGAUCUGGAAAGUGGAAGAUGGAGACAUUGCUUGCAGGCAUGACUGCCAUGGCAAAUGCCUGCAGUGUUCUGCAGAGUUAGCAGCCCAAUACAAUGCAGAAACUUUAUGUGGUAUGAUCUCUAAACACAGAGGUGGUCCUUUCCAUCGCUGCCAUUCCUUGAUUGAUCCCAAGCCAUAUUUGAAUGACUGUGUAAUUGAUUUAUGUGCCUUUGAGGGUUACAAGCAGAUUUUGUGUCGAGCCCUGAAGACUUACGCUGAUGCUUGUCAAAGAGAAGGGAUGGCAAUAUCUGCCUGGAGGAAACACGCUGGCUGCCCCUUGAUUUGUCCAGACCACAGCCAGCACAUGGCCUGUGGCACAGCAUGUCCUGCCACUUGCAGCAACCCUGAUGCUCCAAAGACGUGCCACCUGCCCUGCAUGGAGACCUGCCAGUGCAAGCCAGGCUAUGUGCUUGAUGGUGGUAAAUGUAUUGCCAAAGACCAAUGUGGCUGCAUCUAUCACGGUCAGAUCUAUGCCCCCAAUGAGCAGUUCUGGGAUGAUCACCAAUGCCAUCAGCAGUGUGUAUGCAUUUCACGAGACAGGAAGGUGGUCUGCCACAGCUCCACUUGCAGGGAAGGAGAGGGGUGCCAUGUGGUUAAUGGCAUAAGGAAGUGUUAUCCAACCUUCUAUGGGACCUGCACUGCUCUGGGCCAGUUGCAUUAUAUCACCUUUGAUGGAUUGCACUAUGACUUCUAUGGAACUUGUGUUUAUCGUUUGGCUGAACUCUGCCACACGAUAGGAAACCUCACUCAGUUCCAAGUCCUGGUUCAGCACCAAAGACAGGGACUCAAGAACCCAGCUGCCACCAAAGUUCUUGAGGUCCAUGUUUACGGGAUGGCAGUGCUUGUCAGCGAUAGCAAAGUCUUGCUAAAUGGCUUACUGAUCAACCUGCCCUACAAUGUUGACUAUAACAAAAUUUCCCUCUACCACCUGGGAUGGGAUAUUGUGAUCAUGACAGAUUUUGGCUUAAUGGUCACCUUUGACAUGAAGAAUAAUAUUCGUAUCACAGUACCAGGAAGCUACAGGGAAAGGACCUGUGGCCUAUGUGGCAAUUUCAAUGGAAGAGCAGAAGAUGACAUGCUACAGCAAACGGGAAUUCUCACAACUAAUCCAGGGGAGCUUGGCAGAAGCUGGAAGAUCCGGGAUAUCCCAGGAUGCCUUGAGAAAGAACAAGAAUCCUGUGUAGACAUGGUGCAUUUGGAGUACACCCAGAGAAUGAGUAGGGAGUGUGGCCUCCUACUAGACAUCAAUGGCCCUUUCAAGAUGUGCCAUAGCAAGGUGCCACCUCAGCCAUACUUCAAAGACUGUGUCUUUGACUAUUGUUCCAAUAAGGGCAACACGAAUGUCAUCUGUCAUGUUAUCUCCUCCUAUGCUGCAGCUUGUCAAACAUUAGGGAUCAAGAUUUCAGAGUGGAGGUCCAUCAACUUUUGCAAACCUGACUGCCCCACAAAUAGUCAUUAUAAAGUCUGUGCCAGCAACUGCCCUGUGACAUGUCACAGCCUCUUUAAUCCAGUUCUCUGCACUGCUAACUGUCAUGAGGGAUGUGAAUGCAACCAAGGUUUUGUUUUAAGCGGCGACCAGUGUGUUCCCAUCUCGCAAUGCGGCUGUGUCCACCAAGGUCUCUACUACAAGGCGGGUGAGUCUUUCUAUGUCAAUGGAUUCUGCAAGGAGCGUUGUACUUGCCAUGUUGGUGGUAUCAUGGACUGUCAUCACUCCUCCUGCGGACCCCAUGAAGAGUGUCGUGUGGUGGAUGGUAUCCAGAAGUGCCAUUCAUUUGCUCCCAAGAAGAGUGGGACUUGUCAUGUGGCUGGAGACCCACAUUAUAUCACCUUCGAUGGCUCCACAUUUGACCUUCAGAGCAACUGCACCUACACGCUGGCGAGGAGUUGUACACGUCAACAUUCCCUUCCGUCUUUCUCUGUCAACAUACAAAAUGAAAGGCGGUCCAAGGGUAAAGUCUCUGUAACAAAAGUUGUAUCUAUCACAGCCUACCAAAAUACCAUUUCCAUCUUGCGGGAAAAGAGAGGCAUUGUCCUGGUGAAUGGUGCAACUACCUACUUACCUUUCCGCCUUGAAAGCGAUGGUAUGUGGGUCUAUUAUCACGGAGACAACAUUGUGCUUCGGACAGACUUUGGCUUGUUUGUCUCUUUUGAUCAACUCUACCACCUGAUCAUCCAGGUGCCUGAGGCUUAUCAGAGCCAGAUGUGUGGUUUAUGUGGUAAUUACAAUGGGCAACCCCUUGAUGACAUCUCCCUGCCCACUGGCCACCCAGCCAUGAAUGUCCAAACCUUUGCAGCUGCUUGGAAAAUUGAUUCUCCCUCUGCCACCUGCACAGAAGAUUGUGCCGCAGGAGUGUGUGGCGCAUGUCAAGAGAGCCGGAAGGCCAGCUACAUACACAGCACCCAGUGUGGCAUUUUGCAGGCUCCCUAUGGACCUUUCAGUGCUUGCUAUUCCACCAUCAACCCAACGGACUUCUACAACAAUUGCGUGCAUGACCUCUGCAAGGCAAGAGGGAACCCAGUUAUUCUCUGCCGAGCUAUCCAUGGCUACGUUGCCGCUUGUCAAGCAGCUGGCAUUCAGAUCAAACCCUGGAGGACAGCAAACUUCUGUCCAAUGAAAUGCCCAGCCAACAGCCGCUAUGAACUCUGCACCCGGGCUUGUCCCAGAAGAUGCAAAGAGGCAAACAGCAUCACAAAGUGCCCCAACUACUGCGCUGAAGGCUGCCAAUGCAAAGAGGGCUACUUCAUGGCUGGGUACCACUGUGCCCCCAUCAGUCAAUGUCGCUGCUUCCACAAAGGCGUGUGGUUUAAGGCUGGAACUCCAGUGAUCACAGCCAAUUGCAUGGAGAAAUGCAUUUGUCAACGUCAAGGUCAACUGACGUGCACUCCAUUCCCAUGUGCAGCUGGAGAAACUUGUGUACUGAAAAACAGCAAAUGGGACUGUGUCCGGAAGGAUGGCCACUGCACCAUUGCCCAUGAACACAUCUUCACCUCUUUUGAUGGCGUAUCUGGAAGGCUUCCAAGUGAUGGGUCCUUUGAGAUCACAGCACUUGUCAAUGCUAAGUCAAAAUCAUGGUUCCGGGUGGUGGUGCAGGUGAAGAAAUGUCCCCAGUGUCCUACACCCAGUGUGGUCUCUGUCACUGUCUAUUUCCACAAGCUGAUUGUGCUGGUGAAUAAGGAUAGCUCAGUCUCGGUGAAUGGCCAUCCCGUGCAUCUCCCAGCUCAGCCUUCCAAGGAAGUAUCAGUAACCUUGGUCCAAGAUAUGGUGAUGGUGGCACAUGAAUCUGGUGUACAGGUUCUCUAUAGUAGUGGUGGUGACUUAACAGUGACAAUCAGUGCGACACUGGCCAACAGAGUGUUCAGAUCCUGUGGGAACUUCAAUGGUAACGGUGCAGAUGACCUGAGGCUUCCACAUGGUAGGAUGGCCCGCACCAUUACGGAGGUCGUCAACUAUUGGAGAGUCAGAACAGGAGUACAACAUGGAUCACCCUAA